Messenger RNA from Papilio polytes (common Mormon), 2508 nucleotides. RefSeq names its product septin-interacting protein 1 (gene sip1). The coding region runs from base 156 to 2480 and encodes 774 amino acids. The record is from RefSeq and is a predicted model, not a curated record. Lineage: Eukaryota; Metazoa; Arthropoda; Insecta; Lepidoptera; Papilionidae. Gene Ontology annotation, cellular component: U2-type post-mRNA release spliceosomal complex. The transcript is spliced from 13 exons. Gene Ontology annotation, molecular function: nucleic acid binding. Gene Ontology annotation, biological process: spliceosomal complex disassembly.
AAUGUUUUAAUUUUAUGUUUUGAGUUUUUCCAAGUGUUAUUUGUGAUUGUGAAUAUUUUUCCAAAUGAUUAAUACCCAUUGUUUUAAUAUUACUAAAUAUUUCGCAUUUGUACUUUUAAUAAAAGUAGUUAUAAGUGACCUAACCUAUACACAGAAUGUCUGACGACGAGGUGAUACGUUUCGAGAUAACAGAUUACGAUCUGGACAAUGAAUUUAAUCCAAACAGGCAGAGAAAAGCUAAAAAAGAACAUCAGAUUUAUGGUGUUUGGGCAAAAGACAGUGAUGAAGAAGAUAAUGAAGACAAUAUCAGGCAAAGGACUCGGAAACAAAAAGACUUUACAGCACCAAUUGGGUUUGUGGCUGGUGGGGUACAGCAAGCGGGAAAAAAGAAAGAUCCAAAUAAAGAAAUUGAACCAAAGGAAGCUUCAACAUCCAGACCUACGAUAGUAGAUAGUUCUGAUGAAGAAGUGAAUGAUGAACCAUUACCUACUGAAACUGCUGGUAUUCGCAGACAGGGUCAAGGUUUGAAGCCAGCCAACCUUGGUGGCAGUGUCGGGGCAUGGGAGAAACAUACUAAAGGCAUUGGUGCUAAAUUAUUGUUACAGAUGGGUUAUCAACCAGGUAAAGGCCUUGGUAAAGCACUCCAAGGUAUAUCUGCACCUGUGGAAGCCACUGUGAGGAAAGGCCGAGGUGCUAUUGGUGCUUAUGGACCUGAAAAAUCAACUCAAAAAGCUAAAAAAGAAGAGGAAAAGCGGCUCAAGGACAAGGAAGACCAGGAGAAGGGGAGCUCGGAGAAGAAUUACAACUGGAAGAAAUCUCACAAGGGGCGGUACUUCUACCGAGAUGCAGCGGAUGUCAUACAAGAGGGUAAACCCACGAUGCAUACUAUUGGCAGUAGUUCGCUAGCGCGCGUGCCAGUGAUAGACAUGACUGGCAAGCAGAAGCGAGUACUGUCGGGGUACCACGCGCUGGCGGCCGCCGCGCCGCGCUACGAGCACGAGCCGCGCCGGCAGCUCAGGCACUUCUCAGCGCCACAGCUCACACACAACCUGCAGCUAGUCGUCGACAGCUGCGAACAGGACAUCAUUCAAAACGCUCGUGAACUCCAGGCAGCAGAAGAUGAAAUUGUAGUUCUAGAACGAGACUUAGAAGAAUGCAACAUGAAGCUGCAAGAACAGGAUGUAGUGAUAGACAAAGUGCAAGCUAUCACCCAGAGGAUAGAAGAGUUGAACAAACCUGAUCUGUCGCUGGAGAAGUCCUAUGAAGUUCUAGAAGAUUUGAUGGAAACAUAUCCUUUGGAGUAUGAGAUGUUCGGUCUGGGCACGAUCGGGGGCACGAUAGUGAGUCCGCUGCUGAGCGCGCUGCUGGCGCAGUGGGAGCCGCUGCAGAGCCCCGACGAGCCGUUGCCCGUCUUCCUCAAGUGGAGGAAACUGCUCACGGAGCCCGCCUACAAUAGUCUCCUCUGGCAACAUUUUAUACCUAGGAUCACGGCUGCAGCCGAGACGUGGAACCCGCGGCGGGGAGGCGCGAUGCUGCGCGUGCUGGAGCGCUGGGCGGCGGCGUGCCCGCAGUGGGUGGUGCGGCAGUGCGCGGCGCGCGCGGUGGUGCCGCGCCUGCUGGCCGCCGUACGCGCCUGGGACCCCACCCGCGACACGCAGCCGCUGCACCACUGGCUGCUGCCCUGGCACCAGCUCGCCGGCCAUGAGUUAAGUAUAAGCACGUACCCGCUGGUGCGGUCGCGGCUGGCGGGCGCGCUGGCGGCCUGGCACCCGGCCGACGGCUCCGCGCGCGAGCUGCUGAGCGCGUGGCGCGGCGCCUGGGGCGAAGCCCUGCGCCCGCUGCUGCAGCUGCACGUGCUGCCCAAGCUGGAACACUGCCUGCUGCACGCGCCGGUAGACCUCGUCGGCAGGGAGAACAACGCGUGGUCGUGGUGCGUGCAGUGGACGGAGGUGGCGGGCGCGGCGGAGGUGGCGGCGCUGGCGGCGCGCGCGCUGCUGCCGCGCUGGCUGGCCGCGCUCGCCGCCUGGCUCAACACCGCGCCCCCGCACGCCACCGUGCUCAACUCAUACACCAACUUCAAGAAAACAUUUCCCGAGGAGGUUUUAAAAGAGCCACCUGUCCGUGAGGCUUUCCGUAAAGCGUUAGACAUGAUGAACAGGAGUACGGACAUCGACAGCGUAGAGCCUCCCCCUCCCCCGCGCUUCACUCUUCCAGAUAACAAAGAAGGCUCCAAAAUCAAUGAAAUAUUAGCCGUUACUAACCCUCAUAAGAGUUUCUCAGAACUCCUGGAGACCAGAUGUAUAGAAAAAGGGAUAACUUUCGUACCAAUUCCGGGGAAAACCAGAGAAGGGAGACCUCUAUAUAAGAUUGGAAUGCUGCAGUGUUAUGUAAUAAGAAAUGUUAUUAUGUAUUCAGAAGACGGAGGAAGGAAUUUCUUACCGAUCGGUAUGGAUCGGUUAUUAAAUAUGGUUGAAGAAUAAUUAAUUGCAAUAAAGAUAUCGAUUUAUA